Molecule: messenger RNA, 4860 nt
Organism: Topomyia yanbarensis
Lineage: Eukaryota; Metazoa; Arthropoda; Insecta; Diptera; Culicidae
Exons: 2
Coding region: 1-4860 (1619 amino acids)
Molecular function (GO): nucleic acid binding
Source: RefSeq, a predicted model, not a curated record
AUGGCGACCGCCACUCGAAACAGAAAAGCUAAGCAACAUUUCGAUCCAUCUAAAUCGGCCGAAAUUCCCUUUCGUCUCGAGCGACUAGAUAAGUUGAUGGAGGAGCUCGAACAUGUUGAAACUGAGUUAGGCGCUCUUCGCUGCGGUGACCCCAUUUUUUCGGACUCGCAGGCGGAAUUUCAGACUCUAUAUUUUCGCUUAAAGGGUUCUUUAUCGAGCAAACGAUGCGCGCCGCCUAAAAUGUUACCCCCUACUGCCGUAAAUGAUGCGUCGAACUUGUCAUCUGGUGUGCGUCUCCCAGAAUUGAAACUUCCGGAAUUCAAUGGGAACCCGGAAGAUUGGGCUGGAUUCCAUGAUUUAUUUAAAGCAAUGAUACACGAUAACGCUUCGCUGUCGAAUAUUCAAAAACUGCAUUACCUUCGAGCUUGUUUAAAAGGGGAUGCAGCCCGCAUUGUUUGUUCACUUCCAAUUGCUUCAACCAGCUACACUGUCGCUUGGAAGAUGAUAGUCGAUCGAUUCGAGGAUAAAAACUUGCUGAUAAAGCAACAUAUCUCUGCUUUAUUCUCAAUCACACCCAUCCGGAAGGAAUCAGCUAGUGAUCUAUCGGACCUGGCUGACGAGUUCGAGAAGCACGUUAAGAUUCUGGAUUCAUUAGAGACAAAAGCACAGCAUUGGGAUUCUGUGUUGGUAGAGCUUCUUUUCAGUCGGAUGGACACCAACGCACAGAAAUUGUGGGAAAACCAGCGGGAUAAAACAAAACGCCCUUCUUACGAAGAUCUGGUACUAUUUAUACACGAACAUUCGCGGACUCUACAGUCGCUCAAGCUCUCCCAAAAUGUUAUUUCCUUUGCGGAGACCAAGCCUCCGAAGCCACACGCGGUGGCCAAUCAUUAUGCCUCAGAGCAGGUGCAGAGAUGUGCAGCAUGUAAACAAACUCACUAUCUUUUUCAGUGCGAGUUUUUCCGUUCACAAACUCCGCAUCAACGUUUCGAAUUAGUCAAACGUAAUAAUUUAUGUAUCAACUGCCUGAAGGCUACACACCAUGGAAAAAACUGCACCAGCGGUUCAUGCAAAUAUUGCCAGAGGAAGCAUCACACCCUGCUUCAUCUCCCUCCAUCUCCUACAUUGCUUGCAACGGAAGCUCCACCACACAUGCAACCUGCAACAGUCACGAUGCUUCACCAGCAAUCGCGGUUUGAAAACCAAAUGUCGCAUCCUCCGCCCGUUACGCAAAUAAGUGACUCCGUUGGCACUUCGGUCGGUCGUUCGGUUUCGUUGUCGUCGCCGUCGGUACUUGCGCCCUUUCCCGCACCGUCCGGUACAGUCGCACCUCCCUUCACAAGCUGUCAAACAGUCACACCUCUUCCAAUGAGUGAUCAUACGGUAUUACUAUUCACCGCUCUCGUCAAAGUUCGUGACAAUCUCGGACAAACCCAACUCGCUCGUGUUCUUUUGGACAGUGGAUCACAGUCCAAUUUUAUUUCCGAAUCAUUAUGUCAACGCCUUGCGUUAAAUCGCAGAAAGGUCAAUGUGCCAGUGAGCGGAAUUGGCCAAGCCAUUGUGAACGUGCGUUAUACAGUGUCAGUGCAAUUUACUUCCCAUUUUGGAUCAGACGAAUACUGUUUAGAAUGCUUAGUGCUUCCAAAACUGACUGUCAGUCUACCAACAAGGACAUUAGACAUUAGUGCAUGGAAGCUCCCUGUACAUCUACCAUUGGCGGAUCCACAAUUCAAUGUGAGCCACGGCAUUGAUCUCAUCGUUGGAGCUGAGCUGUUUUCAAUGAUCUUGCAAGCAGAGCAAAUCGCAUUCGACGACCAACUUCCAGUUCUACAGAAAACCAGCUUAGGAUACAUCAUAGCUGGAAAGAUUCACACGAAUACACAUUCGCCAGUCACGUGCCUUGUGUCUACUUUUGAAGAUCUGGACGCUCAAGUUAGGAAAUUUUGGGAAGUGGAGAAUUUUGAGCACGGCAAAGCUUACACCACUGAUGAACAGCAAUGCGAAACUCAUUUCGUGCGUACCCACAGCCGGAACGAUGAAGGACGAUACGUGGUCCGUCUACCCACUCGCCAAGAAAUGCUCCCGCUCAUCGGAGAAACGUGGCCAACGGCCGCUCGAAGGUUCACUGCGGUGGAGAAACGAUUCAGAGGCGACACUGCUCUUCGUUUUACCUACGUCCAAUUCAUGGAAGAAUAUAAACAGCUUGGCCACAUGGAUGAGGUGCAGACUCGCGUCGCGUUGCCCCAGUUCUUCUUGCCCCAUCACGCAAUCUCUCGUCCCGAGUCGUCAACUACCAAAGUCAGAGUUGUGUUCGAUGGAUCUUGCAAGAGCAGCAACCAUCUUUCGUUGAAUGACCUUCUGCUCACAGGUCCCACAGUGCAACCCACCUUAUUAUCCAUCGUUCUCAAUUUUCGACUGCAUCGGUAUGUGAUGAUAGCAGAUAUCGAAAAAAUGUACCGACAGAUCCUUGUACACCCUGAUGAUAGGCCACUUCAGCAAAUCCUCUGGCGCCAACACGAAUGGGAGCAAAUUAAACCGUAUCUUCUGAAUACCGUCACGUACGGCACCUCUUCUGCACCAUUCCUUGCUACCAGGACUCUGAACCAGCUUGCAGAAGACGACGGCAAGAACUUUCCGCUGGCGGCUCUUGUCGUUAAACAAGGGUUCUAUGUUGACGAUUUACUGACGGGAUCCGACAAUUUAGAAACUCUGGUAGAAACAGGACAUCAGUUGGUCAAUCUACUCAACCGAGGCGGUUUCUUCCUCAGAAAGUGGAGCGCAAACCACCCAACCAUUCUGGAACGCAUCCCAGAGAAAGAUCGUGAAACAUUGACUGUAGUGGAACUUGACCAGUCUCCUUCAAUUAAAACACUUGGCCUUCUAUGGUUUCCAACAGAGGAUCUGUUCGGUUUCAAGGUUCCACAGCUGCCACCCCUCGAACGUGUGACAAAACGCAUUGCUCUUUCUGAAAUGUCUCAGCUUUUUGAUCCUUUGGGUCUCGUGGGACCAGUAGUAGCCAGCGCUAAAAUAUUUGUACAACAGUUAUGGCAAGAGAAUUUGCGUUGGGACGACGAACUUCCAGAACAACUGCAGUCAUGGUGGCUGUCCUUUCGAGCAUCAAUCGACGUCCUAAGAAGUCUCCGUGUACCUAGAUGGGUUAUGGGUUCAUCAACUACCAACUAUGAACUGCAUUGCUUCACUGAUGCUUCUGAAAGGGGAUAUGGAUGCUGUAUUUAUAUCGUGUCUACUGAUGGCAAAUCCAAGUCCAGCCACCUACUUAUCGCCAAGUCUCGAGUCGCACCAGCAGGUGGUCUCAGUAUUCCACGUUUGGAACUUUGUGCUGCGAUUCUGGGAAGUCAAUUAGCCGAAGCCGUUCUACAAACAACCAAUUUCUCUGGAAGAGUGACGUUCUGGACUGAUUCUACUAUCGUCCUUCAUUGGAUCACAUCACCUCCAUCUACUUGGAAGGUGUUCGUGUCAAACCGCAUCGCAGAAAUCCAACGCCUCACUGAAGGCUGUCAGUGGCGGCACGUCCGCACCACUGACAAUCCAGCAGAUCGCAUAUCACGUGGAGAAGAACCCCUCCAGCUGCUUCAAGACAAUCUUUGGUGGAAUGGGCCACAUUUCCUGUUGGUGGCACCGGAAGAUUGGCCAGACUCGAUUAUCGUAUUGUCACCAUCUAUGGUCAAAGAGCAAUCGAUUGAACGCAAACCAACAGUCGCACUUCACGCGUAUGUUCCUGAUUGUUCCUUUCUUAACACUUUUUCGGAACUUGCCCCUCUUCUCAGGGUCACAGCAUACUGCCAGCGAUUCGCAACUAACUGCAGAUCACCAAAAUCGAAACGCAACACAGAAUUGCUAACGACACAAGAAUAUGAUAAUGCACUGAAAACCCUUGUUCGCCUUUCUCAGCAGGCAGUAUUUCAAGCGGAACUCCAAUAUAUGCAGGACAAAGGAAAAGGUUCGCUUGAGGGAUUUCAGUUAAAAUCGUCAAUCAAGGACCUCAACCCAAGUCUAGAUUCUGGCCUGCUACGAGUGCAGGGCCGUAUUUCCAGAUCGCCAGGAACAUACGACAGCCGUUUCCCAAUGAUAUUGCCGGCAAAUCAUCAUCUCUCUAAGUUGAUCGCUAAAUCGAUGCAUCACCAAACGCUCCAUUCGGGACCAACGCAGCUCCUCGCCAUCAUCAAGCAGCGCUUCUGGCCAGUUCGUGGUAGGGAUCUUGCUCGAAGGACAGUCCGCCAGUGCGUGACAUGCUUCCGCUGCCGUCCAAAAACAAGCGACCAGUACAUGGCACCACUACCUCCAGUUCGCAUUACAACUGCAAAAGUGUUCGAGCAUACGGGGCUGGACUACUGUGGGCCGUUUCUCGUUCGACAACUCGCGGGAAGAGGCGCUUCGGUAAAAGUCUGGGUCGCAGUGUACGUCUGUUUCGUCGUAAAGGCCGUGGUGCUAGACAUCGUCGCCGGGUUGUCAGCAGCCGCGUGUGUCAGUUCGUUAAGACGCUUCGUCAGCCGCGUCGGUCGUGUUCGUGUUAUACACUGCGAUAACAGCACCUCGUUCGUCGGCGCGAAUCGCGAAAUCAAGGAGAUGCGACAACAGUUCUUCGGACAAUUCAAGUCCAGCAAAUGGGUCAACGAAUGCCUAGACAGAGGCAUCGAGUUCCAGUUCAUUCCUCCACGAGCACCACACUUUGGCGGGCUAUGGGAGGCAGCGGUUAAAUCUUUUAAAUAUCACCUCGUCCGCAUCAUGGGAUCUGCACCGUACCACUUCGACGAUCUGCGCACGGCCGUUGCUCAGGCUGAAGGAGACUCAGCGAGCUAUCAACGAUCUCUGGAAGCGUUGGUCGAAAGAGUAUAUUAG